This is a messenger RNA of Saccoglossus kowalevskii, 1556 nucleotides long. RefSeq names its product cyclin-dependent kinase 5. Gene Ontology annotation, molecular function: cyclin-dependent protein serine/threonine kinase activity; ATP binding. The record is from RefSeq and is a predicted model, not a curated record. Gene Ontology annotation, biological process: neuron apoptotic process; synaptic vesicle transport; protein phosphorylation. Gene Ontology annotation, cellular component: nucleus; cytoplasm. Lineage: Eukaryota; Metazoa; Hemichordata; Enteropneusta; Harrimaniidae.
AUUUUCUCCAUUUCAGAGAUGCAGAAGUAUGAGAAAUUGGAGAAAAUUGGCGAAGGAACAUAUGGAACAGUGUUCAAGGCAAAGAAUAAGGAGACUCAGGAAAUAGUUGCAUUGAAAAGAGUACGUUUGGAUGAUGAUGACGAGGGAGUUCCAAGUUCAGCUCUGAGAGAAAUCUGUCUUCUGAAAGAAUUAAAACACAAAAACAUAGUGAGAUUACAUGACGUUCUUCACAGUGAUAGAAAAUUAACAUUAGUAUUUGAAUAUUGUGACCAAGACUUGAAAAAAUACUUUGACAGUUGCAAUGGAGAAAUUGAUCCAGAUGUUGUCAAGUCAUUUAUGUACCAAUUACUGAGGGGGCUAGAAUUUUGUCACAGCCAUAACGUCCUUCACAGAGAUUUGAAGCCACAAAAUUUACUUAUAAAUAAGAAUGGUGAGUUAAAACUUGCCGACUUUGGUUUAGCCAGAGCGUUUGGAAUACCUGUGAGGUGUUACUCCGCUGAGGUAGUCACUUUAUGGUACAGACCACCAGAUGUCUUAUUUGGUGCUAAACUUUACACCACAUCUAUCGAUAUGUGGUCGGCUGGCUGUAUAUUUGCAGAGUUAGCCAAUGCUGGUAGGCCAUUAUUUCCAGGAAAUGAUGUGGAUGAUCAACUUAAGAGAAUAUUUAAACUACUAGGGACUCCUAUAGAAGAUACCUGGCCUGGUAUCACUAAGCUGCCUGAAUACAGGCCAUAUCCUAUUUACCAAGUCACUACUCCCCUUGUGUCAGUAGUGCCAAAACUAUCAGUGAAAGGAAGAGACCUGUUACAGCGUCUAUUGGUUUGCAAUCCUGUACUAAGAAUGUCUGCUGAAGAGUCUCUCCAACAUAUUUAUUUUGCUGAUCUGAAUCCAGCGAUCAAAAACUAAUUCUCAUACAAGUGAGAAUACAGACCACUGCCAUCAUUAUUCUCUAUAUUUUAUUUGCACUUCAUUUGUGUACAUAUAGAAUGAAUUCCAAAGAAAUAAUAUAAUUUUAUUCUAUUUAUGAUUAUCAAUAUUUUCUUAUGAUUUUUUUAUGAUCGAUCACAUUUCCUGUUUUAUAUUUGUUAUCUUUUGUGUUGUUGAUUGUUAGUAAAGUAAAUAGAUAGAAUAACUUAUUUUUAUGGGCAGAUUUAUGUUCUGAUUCUGUACUGGAACUGAUCUGAUGUGCAAGUACAUUUGUUGAGCAGAUUCAUAUUUACUGGGGAGUCUUGAGAUUGGUACAUGAUUGACUCAUGUUGAACUUAUGCUUUUAUGUAUUAUUUUUGUAUCAACCGCUUUUAACUUAUUUAUGAAUAAUGCUCCGUUCUCAACUAGUGUAUCAUGUGAUACUGGGCUAAUAUAUUAAUAUAUUUUAAAAUCGUGAUAACUGAUGUGAGGUUUGAAAGAUGAGUUGACAAUAAAGACGAGUCGAAACAAUCAUAAACAUUUGUACAAUACAUGUAUAUGAGGAAGUGAUGGUAGCGCCCUCCUGUGUUUAAUAUUCCAGAUGUCGUCAGCCAAUCUGGCACAAGUAUAAUGUGUUUAAAUUAAUAAUG